UUUGCAAGCAGUCAUUAUCGCUAUAAGUGAUUUUUCAGUCACAGCGAUAAAUUCAGCGGUAGUGAAAUAUCGCUCAUCACUAAAAACAGCUGACUUUGAGUGUGAGAAAAUGAAACAGAAUUUUUUACAAAAAUGCCGGGUAAAAGGAGACCGUGGCGCAAGGAAUUGAAAAAACAACAACGAAAACGCAAAAGGCGAAGUGCUGCCAUAGCACGGGAUCAGCUAUUAGAAGAAGAAGAGGCAAAGAAACUCCAAGAUCCCGCCUAUCAGCAGUAUUUACAGCAGCAAUCGCUACUUGAAGAGCACAAACAACGCGAAAUUGAACGCAUACAUGACGCAGAAGAGGAGGCUUGGCUGCGACACGACCUAUUAGCGCAUCGUCAAUUCCGACUGCAACAACAACAGCGUGCUGCUGCAGAGGCGGCUGCCAACGCUAUACGUGCACAACAAGAAAAAGAAUUGUUGGCUAAGUUAGCAGAGGAGCAACGACGACGAGAUGAACGUGAAAAAUGUGAAGCAGCUGCAGCUGCUGAAUUUGAGAAAAUGUUGCAGUGUAUGGAAACAUUUCUCAACAGUGAAGGUGAGCCACCACCUGCACUGCGUCGUGUAGUAGAAACGCGCCCCGGACAGUCAUUAUGUGCCUUAUAUGAACGUACGAAUUGUUGCCGUUUUGGGCCGACAUGUAUUAAGAAUCAUCGUCGUCCAUUACUCGCCAAUAUCAUUGUCGUGCGUAACUUCUUCAUGCAUCCACUAUUAGAAGAUGAGAAUGAGCAUGAAGAAUACGCGCAUGCAGAUGGCAACCUGGAGUUAAGUGAACAAGAUCUAUGUGAAGCUUACAAUGAAUUCUUUGAAGAUGUGUUGCCUGAAUUCGAAGCGUUCGGUUAUAUACAGAACUUUCGGACAUUGCGAAAUACCCUGCGAUAUCUACGCGGCCAUGUGUUUGUGGAGUAUGUGGAGGAAAGAUCUGCUUUAAAAGCUUUUAUAAAACUACAAGGACGUUAUUACGCCGGCAAGCAAUUAAAUGUUGAAUUUGCGAACAUACCGACGUGGCGUAAUGCAAUCUGUGGUUUAUCACAUACGCGUAAAUGUCUCAAAGGCAACAAAUGCCCUUACUUACAUUUGUUUAAUAAUCCAGGCAAUAAGUACAAUACACCAAUGAGCAUAAAUAGAACGCCUAGUAUUAAGGCCUAUAUGGCCACACCGUUGCUAAGCUGGAAUACGGUGACAGCAAGUGAUGUGAGGCAGAGUUCGCGCAAUUGGCGUUGGUCCGAGAGUCCUGAAGUGGAAGUAUCUGCAGUGAAGGAUGAAUUGGAAAGUAGUGAGAAAGAAAGCAACAACACAAAUCAGAACAGUGAUACUGAAAUUAAAGGAAGAAGACUUGAAAUUGCCGAAACCUUGAUGGUCGAGCAAAGGGUUGCGAAGGCUCAAACAGACUUAAAUAAAAAACAUAAACGCAAAAAACACAAACAUGAACGUGAUAAAGCACAUAAAAAGCAUAAAAAGAAGCACACGAAGCACAGUUCCGACAGCAAAGAUAGUGAUGCCGAACAUCGCGAUAAACACAAGGGCAGCAAAAGUGAGAAGAGAAGUAGCAGUAGACAUAGAGGAUCUACUGGGAAAGAUCAUGGUAAAGAGGAACGCAAAGAAGAAAGGAAGAAGCGAAAGCACUCGAAUGUAGCAGAAAAGAUAACAUAAAGAUGAAUUGACUCGUUUCGAAAGGUACGCUUCUGGGUAUUCGUAAAUUGAUUCCAAUUUAAUAAUGCUUUGAAGGUUUCCGACUAGAUGCGCUCCCUUGACUGUAUAUUAUAUUAAAUUUUAUAUAUAAAUUAUAUACUUUCUACAAAUAAUAAAGUGCUGUUGUAA
This is a messenger RNA of Zeugodacus cucurbitae (melon fly), 1863 nucleotides long. RefSeq names its product U2 small nuclear ribonucleoprotein auxiliary factor 35 kDa subunit-related protein 2. The transcript is spliced from 6 exons. Gene Ontology annotation, biological process: mRNA splicing, via spliceosome. The record is from RefSeq and is a predicted model, not a curated record. Gene Ontology annotation, cellular component: U2AF complex; spliceosomal complex. NCBI's taxonomy places the organism in Eukaryota, Metazoa, Arthropoda, Insecta, Diptera, Tephritidae. Gene Ontology annotation, molecular function: metal ion binding; pre-mRNA 3'-splice site binding. Bases 133 to 1695 code for a protein of 520 amino acids.